Rodentolepis nana is the source of this 420-nucleotide messenger RNA. The record is from the annotation of a GenBank genome assembly. Lineage: Eukaryota; Metazoa; Platyhelminthes; Cestoda; Cyclophyllidea; Hymenolepididae.
AUGUUAUGUGGACUUCUACCAUUCGGCAGCGUUUUCAUUGAACUCUUCUUUAUUUUCAACGCUUUGUGGAAUCGUCAAAUAUACUAUCUGUUCGGAUUUCUUUUCAUUGUCUUUAUCAUCCUCAUUAUCAGCUGUGCCCAGGUCGCUAUCGUAACCACCUACUUCCAACUUUGCAGUGAGGAUUAUCAUUGGUGGUGGCGAUCAUUUAUCACAUCCGGUGGUGCAGCGGUCUACCUCUUUCUCUACUCCAUCUACUACUUUGUUACUCGGUUGGAAAUUACGAGUUUCGUGUCGACGUUGCUUUACUUCGGCUACUGUUCCAUCAUCUCUUCGACCUUCUUCAUUCUCACUGGAACCAUUGGCUUCUUCUCAGCCUUCACAUUCUUGCGCAAGAUCUACGCAGCCAUCAAGAUUGAUUAA